Messenger RNA from Sciurus carolinensis (gray squirrel), 1794 nucleotides. RefSeq names its product leupaxin (gene Lpxn). The coding region runs from base 11 to 1291 and encodes 426 amino acids. Gene Ontology annotation, biological process: transforming growth factor beta receptor signaling pathway; endothelial cell migration; negative regulation of B cell receptor signaling pathway. NCBI's taxonomy places the organism in Eukaryota, Metazoa, Chordata, Mammalia, Rodentia, Sciuridae. The transcript has 9 exons. The record is from RefSeq and is a predicted model, not a curated record.
UGUUAAGCAAAUGCAGGAACCAAAAAGAGUUCUCGAGGCUGCUUUACGCGUCUCACUCAGUUCCUUUGUGGUCCUCUUCUUCACCACGUGCCAAAGCCGUUUUUCACGACCUGUGAGACCAGAACAUCUUGGGUGUGGAACAAUGGAAGAGUUGGAUGCCUUAUUGGAGGAAUUGGAACGCUCCACCCUCCAGGACAGUGAUGAUUAUUCUACCCCAGCUCCUCCUUCCCUGGAUCAGCAUUCCAAGUCUGCGGAAACUUCAAGGACCUUGCCCCAUCAGGGAAACACAAGUUCCUCCUCGGUGCAGCUUGGGUACACUACAGGUAUCCAGGAGCCCAAUGUCUACAGUGAGAUUCUAGAGCCAAAGGAAUCACCACCACUUCCUAAAACCUCAGCAGCUGCUCAGCUGGAUGAACUCAUGACCCUUCUGAAUGAAAUGCAGCCCAAGGUUGUGGUGAAAGCAGAUGCCAGCAAGAAACAGUUACCAGACAAGCAAGAUCACAAGACCUCCCUGGACUCUAUGCUUGGGGGUUUGGAGCAGGAAUUGCAGGACCUUGGGAUUGCCACAGUACCCAAGGGCCACUGUGCUUCCUGCCAGAAGCCAAUUGCUGGGAAGGUGAUCCAUGCCCUAGGGCAAUCCUGGCAUCCAGAGCACUUUGUCUGUACUCACUGCAAAGAAGAGAUUGGCUCCAGUCCCUUCUUCGAGCGGAGUGGCUUGGCCUACUGCCCCAAAGACUACCACCACCUUUUUUCACCACGCUGUGCCUACUGUGCUGCUCCUAUUGUGGAUAAAGUGUUAACAGCAAUGAACCAGACGUGGCACCCAGAGCACUUCUUCUGCUCUCACUGUGGAGAGGUGUUUGGUGCAGAAGGCUUUCAUGAGAAGGACAAGAAGCCAUAUUGCCGAAAAGAUUUCUUAGCCAUGUUUUCACCCAAGUGUGGUGGUUGCAACCGCCCGGUGUUGGAAAACUACCUUUCAGCUAUGGACAACGUUUGGCAUCCAGAGUGCUUUGUGUGUGGGGACUGCUUCAGCAGUUUUUCUACUGGCUCCUUCUAUGAACUAGAUGGACGUCCAUUCUGUGAGCUCCACUACCAUCACCGCCGCGGAACUCUCUGCCAUGGAUGUGGGCAGCCCAUCACUGGUCGUUGCAUCAGUGCCAUGGGGCACAAGUUCCACCCUGAGCACUUCGUGUGUGCUUUCUGUCUGACACAGUUGUCAAAGGGCAUCUUCAGGGAGCAGAAUGACAAGACCUAUUGUCAGUCUUGCUUCAGUAAGCUCUUCUCAUUAUGAUCUCAACCUACAACUUUGUCAAAUGGCCUAGAUAUUUAAACCAAGAGAGGAGAGGGUACGUUUGCUGUUACUGACCUUCUGCUUAAUAGACUUGUAGAGAAUAUAAAGGUGAUGAGCAAAUAAGGCAACUUGUAGACAUUACAUGAUCAGGCUUGGGAUAUUUUAUUUCAGGAGUCUAGUUUUAUUUUUUUUAAAUCAGGAACUUGGAUUUAGAUCUAGGUCUUACUAUUAAGUCCCUCUGCAGAAGUAUUUCCUGCAUGCACUUUUCAUUCUACCUCUGGUUUUCUCUCUCAUUUCCACCUCUACUGAUGGCCCUGCUCUCCUGUGGCCCUCAGACUUGUCCUACUCCGAGCUUCCCUGUUUCCCUGUAUGAUCACGACUGUGUCAUUAUCUUAACUGUCCCACUCUUGGUUCUUUGCAUCUCCCUUCAGUGUAUUCCUCUUUUUCAUGGACAUAGAUUUUUAAGUGACAUCCUUGAUAAAUAAAAUGGCUUGUGGUUUUGA